AUUAUUAUCAGUGCAAACUGUACUUUUUUUUCCAUUGUGUAUCUGUCGAACAAAUAUGUAAAAUUAAACAAAUACAGUUUGUAUAAAUAACUUAUCCAGUUCGCACUGAUAAUUAUUUGAAUGUAACUAUAUAUAUAUAUAUAUAAAAUACUAUAUAAUAUAAUGUAAUACAAUGUAAUACAAUAUUAUAUUAUAUUGUAUUAUAUUGUAUUAUAUAUACACAAGUUACACAACACGAAUGCAUCGGAUCUCGAAUGAUAUUCUAGGGAGAGAAAUACGGACGAUAACACCCCUCUACAAUUAUUCGACGAAAUGGAAAUCCACCCACUCGUCAUCUCUGUGGAAGCUGACACUUGUCCGGAUAUGUUCCCUACGAUUUAUCGGUGCCUGGAAAAACUCGGGAAACCAAGGAAUUACGGGCCAACAGCUGAGGAAAUGGAAGUUGCACGGAAACGCGCUGAAGCAGAAACACGAGCGGCUGAAGUUGCAGAAAAAUUACGAAAAGAGCGAGAAAUUUUGGAACUUAAAAGGCAGCGCGAAGAGAAAAUGAUGGAAUGGACGAACUUGAUGGACAAAUUGAAACAAGAGGAGGAAGAGAGACUUUGCAUUUUGGCAGAGCCAUUACGGCAUUAUCUGAUGAAAUACGUGUUUCCGACGCUGACGGAAGCUCUGAUAGAAGUGGCGAAAUUACGACCGGAGGAUCCAAUAGAUUUUCUCGCCGAAUAUUUAUUUAAAAAGAAUCCCGAGGGGAGGAUGUUCGAGCCGGAUUAUACGGAAACAAUGAGCAUGCUCCUAGACGCUAUCGGCCGGCAACAAAACGAUGUCCUUCCGAUAGGAGGAUUGGAGGCUGACGUGGCGCAAUUCCUGAAGAGGCAGGAUAAAUUAUCUACCGCGGACAAAAUGGAAAAAAGCGAAAUGCAGAAUGCGGGCGAAGAGGUAGAUGCAACAUCGAUUCUCGAACGGAGCUCUAAGCACGAAAAAAUUGAUGAUUCUGAAAAAGAGGAAUUGGAUUUCGCUGAACAAACCAUCGAUGAAUUCGGAAGCGAAGCUUAACGAGUUGGUCGAAUUAUUUUUAAAGUAGAUAGUAAGUUACUAAUACGUUAUUAAUAUGGUUGUUUGACAUUGUGCAAACUAAACGCAAAAAUGCAAUCGUAUCUCAAACGUUCAUGAUAUGUCCUCAAUAUCAAUUAUUAAUAUUUAUUUCGCAUUAAUAAUACAUUAAUUACUUGAAUAUGUCUCGUUUUAAGAUUAUGUGAAUUUUAAAAGACACUCAAUAUAAAUCAAUCCUCUUUGAUAUUUCAAUAUCAACUUUUCAUGCAUAAUAACUUUGUUAACUUAACUGUGACGACUUUUUUAUGCAAACGUUAUUUUUUUUAAUCUAAUAACGCUGAUGCUCAUCCGAACGUGACUUUGUCUUUAGACACGUGCAAUACAAACUAAAUAUAACAUGACGUACUUAAAUAAUCUCUUGCCUCUUAAUGCAUGUAUUUUUUUUUUUAAAUUAAAUUACAUA
This is a messenger RNA of Solenopsis invicta (red fire ant), 1513 nucleotides long. Its product is annotated as adenylate kinase 7. The transcript is spliced from 4 exons. The coding region runs from base 313 to 1053 and encodes 246 amino acids. NCBI's taxonomy places the organism in Eukaryota, Metazoa, Arthropoda, Insecta, Hymenoptera, Formicidae. The record is from RefSeq and is a predicted model, not a curated record.